UGUGUGUGAAUUUUAUGAAACUUUAUUUAAAGCCAAAAGUUGUUAAAAAAUUAAAGUUCAGUAAACAUCCAGCACGUCAGGUUUUGCCUAAAGGUAGAUGUGAGCGACCCUUGAGGGGUACUUGUCUAUGCUGCCUUCACCUUCACUCAGCAUCUUAGAAAAGGUAUUGUGUCAUGUGACCUCACAGGCCUAUUGAGCUGCUGUUUUUAUUCUCUGUAAAUAAAGGAGGAACAAGCAGACACACAGACGACAUGUGGGAUGAAUGUGUGUUACAAUAUUUAUAAAACAAAUAAUGUGAAUAAAAAAAACUGGAGUUUUUGGAAUUUAACUCCGACUCAUUCACAUCGAGUCCACGAUGAACGCUCAUCACUGUGGACUCCGUCUAACCGUUGUGCCCUCAGUUCUGUCUUUCAGGUUGACGUGUCUGUGGUUUUUUCCUCCUGCAGUCACUCAUGUCGGUCUCUCAGAUCCGUCCUGGUCUGUUCCUCAGCGGUCUGGACUCAGCCCUGAACCGCAGCAUUCUCUCCAGCAGGAACGUCACGCUCGUGGUUAAUGCCUCCGGGCUGGAGGGCGUGUCUUACCCUCAACUGGACGGCCUGCAGGUUCUCCAUGUCCCCGUUCAGGACCGACCCCACGCCCCCCUGGGACACUACUUUGACCUGGUGUCUGAGCGCAUCAACCAAAACAACACGGGGACGACUCUGGUCCACUGCACAGCGGGCAGGAGUCGAUCUCCCGCCCUGAUCAUGGCCUACUUGAUAAGGUUUGAAGGUCUCAGCCUCCGUCAGGCUCAUGAACUCGUCCUAGAGCAGCGACAGUUUGUUCGACCGAACGCCGGCUUCUGGAGGCAGCUGAUGGACUACGAGAGGACCAGGACCGGCAGGAGCACGGUGAGGAUGGCGAGCACGUCCAGCGGAGUCCUUCCUGAAGCUCUGGAGGACCCCAAAGACUCAGCUGGUACAUACUGCGUCAACAUCUGACAAACGGACAGGGAGUGGACCCAUCUCAGUGAGGACUUGAAGUCAGGGUUCCUCCCUCGAUGUUUGUUUCACUGCAGGUCGUCUGUCCGACUUCUCACUGGGUGGGCGGAGCUUAGAUAGACAAAAGCUACAUUCACAUGGACCAAAAUCAUGAGAAUAAAAGUCUGACUGAAGAAAUAUUACACAUUUGAACAAACCUGAAGAUGAUACCUGCAUCUAUCAGGAUUUGGCCUGAGAAGUAUUUAAUAAAUUGAUCAGAUCAUGAUGUCAUAAACGUGUUGCAGCUGCUGGCACUACUUUAAGGAGCGGAUUAAUCUCUAUGUCAUGCUCUCUGCAGGAACUUAAUCUGGCCAUGUUGUAAUAAUUAAAGUUCAUGUGUAAACAUC
Messenger RNA from Labrus bergylta (ballan wrasse), 1366 nucleotides. Its product is annotated as dual specificity protein phosphatase 14. The record is from RefSeq and is a predicted model, not a curated record. Gene Ontology annotation, biological process: protein dephosphorylation. NCBI's taxonomy places the organism in Eukaryota, Metazoa, Chordata, Actinopteri, Labriformes, Labridae. Gene Ontology annotation, cellular component: cytoplasm. Gene Ontology annotation, molecular function: MAP kinase tyrosine/serine/threonine phosphatase activity.